Messenger RNA from Ostertagia ostertagi, 594 nucleotides. Lineage: Eukaryota; Metazoa; Nematoda; Chromadorea; Rhabditida; Trichostrongylidae. The record is from the annotation of a GenBank genome assembly.
AUGGAUGACGACCUAAGAGAGAGACCCGGUGUAGUUUCCCGGUUCUUCCAUUCCUUAGAAGUUAAAUACCAGUAUUAUUUGGAUAAACUCACACCGCAAACUACUGUUCGAUGGUUGAUGGCGGUCGUGGCUAUUAUCACUUUCUGUGCCAGGAUUCUCUACCUCCAAGCUUGCAUUUCAGGGCUUCUACAUUGUGGCAUAUGCUGUCGACUACUAUUCUUGAAAAUUUGUCUUCUUCUUUUCCUGACACCUUCUAUUGAUCCUGCUCUCGAGGAUGAUGACGACGGGCCUGUUCUACCAUCAAGAACAAAUGACGAGUUCCGCCCUUUUAUGCGUCACUUACCUGAAUUUAAAUGCUGGCAUUCCGCUAUGAAAGCCACCCUAAUCGCGAUCAUAUGUACGUUCUUCGAAUUCUUCAACGUACCCGUAUUCUGGCCGAUUCUUGUCAUGUACUUCAUAAUUCUUUUCUUCCUCACGAUGAAGAGGCAAAUAAUGCAUAUGAUCAAGUACAAAUAUAUCCCAUUCACGGUUGGAAAGCCUCGAAUGGCCGGAAAGGAGGACACUGGCAAGGAUUGUCGUUGGCUAGCAAUAUAG